UCGUACGCACUUUUGUACGGUCCGUAUACGUACGGGCGUAUACACAGCGAGCAGCCAUAGCCGACCGCCGGCAUUCUCAACUCCGACCAGCACUGGGGUUCCCCACACCGUCCCUCCAGGAAGAGUGAUGACGGCGACUGCGUCAGAGUCCCCCCAAGUGAUAGAGAGGAUCAUAGUGCGAUACUCCAGGAUGCGUACAGACGUCGAACGCGACGAUGGAGGUGACACCAGCGCUCAUGGUGAGGAUGUGGCGGAGGAGUUUUGCACGGACGACGACGAUGAAAGCGAGGAGGAUGACGAGGCUGCAGCAAAGGAAAUGACAUCAAAGGGUCGGAAGAAGAAGGCAAGCAAGAGUUGUGGGAGGUCGAAGGUGAGGGAGGAACAGGAGGGUGCAGAUGCCGAGGGUGGGGGUCACUGGGGGAGGGACCACGCACCAGAAAUGGCAUUUGGACGAAUCGCUCGUCCUCGUCCUGUGCAAAAAGGACCUCGACGAUCAUAUGGCGAGCCACGGCAGGAACUUCGCACGUAUGAAGACGAAGACCGGGAAACGGAACGGGAUAGCGAAGCGGAUGGCCCAGCAGGGGGUUACGAAUAGAGAUGGGGAUUCAUGCAUGAAGAGAUGGGAGAAAAAUUUUGGGUGGUAUAGAAAAAUUUGGGACAGGGAGAAAGACGAAAAAGCGUAAACAAGUUGGGUAAAAGUUCGCGAUGGAUCGACAACUGUACGAUGCCAUCGACGCGA
Molecule: messenger RNA, 739 nt
Organism: Chara braunii
Lineage: Eukaryota; Viridiplantae; Streptophyta; Charophyceae; Charales; Characeae
Source: the annotation of a GenBank genome assembly